Molecule: messenger RNA, 3161 nt
Organism: Lates calcarifer (barramundi perch)
Lineage: Eukaryota; Metazoa; Chordata; Actinopteri; Centropomidae
Product: leucine-rich repeat LGI family member 2
Exons: 9
Coding region: 165-1799 (544 amino acids)
Biological process (GO): inhibitory synapse assembly
Molecular function (GO): protein binding
Source: RefSeq, a predicted model, not a curated record
AAACCAGCAGCAGUUGUUGUCAGCACCCACUGCAGAGACCAGCUACUACCUGUUUAAGUCAACAUAUAACCUGCCCAUGCACUGCAACAAAGACUGUAAACUGCAAUAAACUAGCACGUGACUGCACAGACACAGCGUACACCUUCACCAAGUACUGGGGCAACAUGACAUCUACUAAUCGGUGGCUGCUGGCCGGUUUUGCUCUUCUGUACAUUUGUGGAGCAGUUGGAGCCAAAAGGAAUUUCAAAUGUCCUUCAGGAUGCUCCUGCUCCAAGGAGACGAUCAUCUGCGUCGGCACCUCACACGUCCCACGGACCAUACCGAAUGAGAUCAACUCAUUGAGCAUGGUCAAUGGAUCUAUUGCUGAAAUUACAGAGGGAAUGUUUUCACUGAUGCCUUCUCUUCAGCUGUUGCUUCUAAAUGCAAAUUCUUUGACCACAAUUAAAGAUGAUGCUUUCUCUGGUCUUCCACAUCUGGAAUAUUUAUUUAUCGAAGGAAACAAGAUUGAAACAAUCACCAAAAAUUCCUUUCGUGGUCUACGAGAUUUGACUCAUCUCUCCCUCGCCAAUAACAAGAUGAGGUUUCUGCCAAGAGAUCUCUUUUUUGACUUGGAUUCGUUGCUGGAACUGGAUCUACGGGGCAACUCUUUCCAGUGCACUUGUGAGAACAAGUGGCUGAUGACGUGGCUGAAAAACACAAACGCCACAGUAUCGGAUGUCUUCUGCGCAGGCCCCAGCGACAUGAAGGGCAAGCGGCUCAGUGACCUUCCCAUUCCACCGGGCGAGUGUAUCUCCACAGACUUUGUGCGUCAUCAGUCCAUUCCCAUUCAGUCCAUGUCAGCGGACAUCUUCUCCUUCAAAGAGGACAUCUACGUGGCGAUGGCUGCCCCAAACUCCAACAGCUGUGUGGUCAUGGAGUGGGAUCACAUUGAAAUGAAUUUCAGAAAAUUUGAUAAUAUCACAGGAAAGUCUGUCGUUGGAUGCAAGUCGGUCCUGAUCGACAACCAUGUCUUGAUAAUUGUCACCCAGCUCUUUGGUGGCUCCCACAUUUACAAGUUUGACGAUCAACAAAACAAGUUCACCAAAUUUCAAACUAUUGAGGUCUUCAACAUCUCAAAGCCAAAUGACAUUGAGGUCUUCCAGAUGGAUGGUGAUUGGUAUUUUGUGAUUGUGGACAGCUCCAAGGCAGGACUGUCAACUCUGUACAAGUGGACUGACCAACCAGACCGGAACGAAACUGGUUUUUACUCCUACCAGUUUCUCCAUGAGUGGUUUCGCGAUACAGAUGCUGAGUAUGUGGAAGUGGACGGGAAGUCCUACCUCAUCUUAGCCAGUCGAUCUCAGCCGCCUGUCAUCUACCUGUGGAACAAAAGCACCCUGAAGUUCAUACUUCACGGUGAAAUCCCAAGUGUUGACGAUGUGGUGGCAGUCAAGGCUUUUCGGGAGGAAGAUGAGUUGUAUCUGGCUCUGACCUGCUACAUCGGUGACUCCAAAGUCCUCAAAUGGACCAAUAAGCAGUUCACUGAGGUGCAGACUUUGCCCUCUCGGGGAGCAAUGAUCCUCCAACCUUUCUCCUUCUCAGACAGACACUACCUUGCUCUUGGCAGCGAUUACUCAUUCACACAGAUCUACCUCUGGGAUGUGGAGACCAAAACUUUUCACAAGUUCAAGGACAUUUAUGUGCAGUCACCCCGGUCGUUUACAGUGGUGACCACUGACCGGAGGAAUUUCAUCUUUUCUUCCAGCUUUAAGGGCAAAUCCAUGGUUUUUGAGCAUAUUAUCGUAGAUCUAAGCUUGUAGUGCCUAGAAAUCCAUGACUAAUCACAGUAUGUGUUGGUCACUCAGAUCAUUUUGUGUAUGCUACAAAGGAGUCUCAAACCCUGUAUAUCUUUCUUAUACAACUAGAUAUAUCUUUCUUGGUUUGAGACAAACAUUUUUUGUUUUCUGCUACUCAUAUACUCUAGCAAUUAUGGCGGUGCCAUUACUAAUAAACCCCAAGUAGAUGACUUAAAACUGAAGGCAGACAGAAAUAAAAAGCAAUGGCAACUUUUGAAAUGCUAACAGCAUGAAGAUAAUUUUAUGGCAUACAAGAUAUUAUCUUAAGAGGUGCUGGCUUUUAUCGCAAUUCUGUCAAACAAACAAUGGGUGAGCCCAGGGCUGAUCAUUCUGACUAAGACUACCAUUGACUAUAACCUCGGCCACCGCACAAGUGGUAAGAAACCUAAAUAGAGAGAUGAUGGUGCACACUUUUAAGACAGUCCCUAAUUGAAGGUAUCCUUAGUGUUGUAUUUGCAGUACACACAAAAAGUGACAGUGAAAUAAAAGAAGAGCUCAAGCCUUUGAAGAAGGCGCGCUUGUUGAAAAAGAUAGAUACAGAGAUUGUCGUAUGUAGCCUAAAAAACUUGAUGUUGUAAAACUGUUGGGGGAGCGGGUUUCAAAGACUCAUUCUGGCUCUACCACUGUAACCACUACGUUUUUCCUAAAAUGCGCUAAACUCUGUAAGUGAAGUGAUUUGUUUGAGACACUGUUUUGACUGAUAAUUUAAAUGUGCAUGACACAGAGUUUUUUUUUUGUUCACCAGAAUUACAUCAGAAUGUAUUGGCUACAUAUUAUGAGCUUAAGUGUAAGUGCACAACAUUUAUAACAAGCUACUGUAUGAACAGAGUGCCUGAUUAGUGGCAAAACAAAAUAUAAUUUACCCCUGAUUUCUAUGCAAAAUGUAUAAUACUAAGUGUUGCUACAAUCUCAAGGUUAAUUGUGUGCUACUGUGUGACUUGAAAUGACAUUUAAAUGAUUCUAAACCACAAACGUGUCUUUUCUUUACUGAUUUUUUGAUAUUUUUCAUGUACUGUACAGGUUUAAUUACAGUCUCUUUGGCUUGGAAUAUAAAUCUUUUUCACAUAAAUAACAAAGGCAUGGUGUGCUAGUUAGGCCACAGCCAUUUAAUUCAAAAAAUGCUAACAUUAUUUCUUGAAAACAAAACAUUAUUGCCCUUCUAGCUUUCCUCUGGUCUUAUAUAGUAAUGAUGUUUAUAUAUGUUUUUCUCUGCCUGCCCUAAAGCAAUGAUGAAGAGCUGAACUUUUACACAGCGCUACAUCUACAACCUUUAGUCCCUAUGUAAGAAUGAGUUUGUGGAAAUGCAUUAAAGAACAUUUAACCACA